Molecule: messenger RNA, 1497 nt
Organism: Saprolegnia parasitica CBS 223.65
Lineage: Eukaryota; Oomycota; Saprolegniomycetes; Saprolegniales; Saprolegniaceae
Exons: 10
Coding region: 1-1497 (498 amino acids)
Source: RefSeq, a predicted model, not a curated record
AUGCUGCGGCUGCUGCAGAAGGCCGCGGCCCUCGUCGCCCUGGCGCCGGCCGCGAUCGCCCUCACGUGCGACGAUGCAACCGUCAACUGGGUCUGGAGCGGGGCCAUGACAAGCUCGUCGCUCCGUCUUCGCGUCUCCACGAGCAUGACACAUCCCGGCUGCGAUCCCGACGCAGUCCAGCUCCACGUAACGCAGGCGGCCGGUGCAUCAAGCGUGUACCAAGGCGCCAAGCAGGCCAUGGGCCCAUCGACGUGGCUCCUCGACUUCCACGCCACCGACCUGGUGCCGGGCCCGAUGCAGUACGAAGUGCGGUAUGGCGCCGGCACGGUGCUCAAGGCGCAGACAGGCGCGAUCUCGCUACCGCCGGCGCCAGGGACACCCACGUCGUUUGAGAUUGCCUUUUCGUCUUGCGCCGACCAAGACUCGAACCCCAAGGUCUUUGAGACCAUUGCCAAGCACAACCCGCUCUUCUUCCUCCACAUGGGCGACCUCCACUACGACAACAUCGAAGUCAACGACGUCCACGUGUUUCGCAAUGCGUACGAUCCAUGCUCUGUCGAGGCGAUGCUCAAUAUGGAUCUGCCCAUGGCUUACAUGUGGGACGACCACGACUUUGGUCCGGACAACAGCGACGGCACCGCGCCAGGUCGAGAAGCGUCGCUCCAAGCCUACCGAGAAUACGUGCCGCACUACCCGCUGCAAGACAAGCCCGGCGUCACCGCACCGAAUGAGCGGCCGGUGCAGCAAGCCUUUACCAUUGGGCGUGUCCGGUUUCUCGUCACCGACCUGCGGUCGCAGCGCACGCCCAACACGGACCCCGAUGUACCCACCAAGACGGUCUUGGGCGCAGCACAAAAGCUUUGGUUCAAGCAAGAAUUGCUCGCUGCUUCGUCGCCCGAGAGCGCAGUGGGCCUCAUCGUCUGGGUGAAUACGAUGCCGUGGAUCGACGACGAGCGCAAGUGGGGGCACUUCAAGCACGAGCAAGCCGAGCUCGUGGCCUUUCUCAGCGAGCACGAGCUCAACACGCGCGUCCCGAUCGUGAUUGCGAGCGGCGAUGCGCACAUGCUGGCGGUGGAUGAUGGCAGCCACAGUCCCGGGCACCUGCCCACGUUCCAUGCCGCUGCGCUGGGCCGUCCGGGCUCGAUCAAGGGCGGGCCGUACAGCCACGGCGCGAUCCCAGGCUCGGGACACUUUGGCUUGAUGCACUUUGACGACGAUGGCAGCCGUAUUUGCGUGCGCUACAGCGGUCGCAACCUGCACGACGACGAGCUCUUGGCGUACGAUACGUGCCAUCCCGUGGCCGGAACUGCGUAUUACCCGCCGCCGAUCGUGGUGCGCCAGCUCACGCGUGGCUUCCGGAAGCUCUGCUCGCGCGCCAUGACCAAGUGGCUCCGUGCGUCGCCGUUGGAGCUGGUGGCGCUUGCGAGCCUUGUCCUUGGCCUCGUUGCUCUGCUGCUCGUGCGCAAAAAGCAGUUUCGCCAAGCCAAGCGGGACUAG